AUGGGUGGAGGCACUGAAUGGGACAGUCGAAUGAUGGACACCUUAAAGAAUUUCGACCUUAAUAGUCCUGCUGUUAAACAACAAUUUGAUCAAAUUGGGCUUUCUCCCGAAGAAGUCAUUUCAAAGAUUAUGGCCAAUCCUGAUUUUGCCAUGGCAUUUCAAAAUCCUAGAGUUCAAGAAGCUAUCAUGGAUGAGUAUCCUGAUUACGUACCAUACAUCACUCCGAUGUUCUUUUGUGAUGAUUGGCUCAACUUGUAUCUCGAUAACUUUAGAAUGAAUACUUAUUCCGACAAAGACCAGCAAAAUAAGGAAAUAUGUUGCUCUGACUAUCGUUUUGUUUACAUGGGAGUAAAAGGAUCUUGGACUCCUCUACAUGCUGAUCAAUCUCUUCAGAAACUUAGGUUGGAUUUGGGAAAUGGGAAAACUCUUGAUCUUGAACGGUGUUCCCGAUCGAAGCUUCGAAAACAAUGCAUAAAGUAUCUUGGACCUCAAGAGAGGGAGAACUAUGAAUAUGUUGUCUGCGAUGGAAAAAUUAUCAACAACCAAUCUGGAGAUUUUCUUCAUACCAAAAAGGAUUCUGAAGAUGCUAAGUGGAUAUUUGUAAUGAGCACCGAGAAGAAACUUUAUGCUGGAAAGAAAAAGAAGGGGUUGUUCCAUCAUUCUUCUUUUUUGGCUGGUGGAGCUACCUUGGCUGCUGGACGGCUCGAAGCCGAGGAUGGGGUUCUGAAGUCCAUCUCUGCAUAUAGUGGACACUAUCGGCCAACAGACGAAACACUCGACGCGUUCUUAUCAUAUCUCAGGGAAAAUGGUGUCAAUCUUGUUACCUUUCAUGAAUUUUGUGUAGAAUAUUGUUGUACCCCAAAAUUUGCCCUCCCAUUUCCUCAACAUUUUUUCAUCACAAAACCCUUGGAGUUCAAGAUUCAGUUAGGGUUUCCUCUGCUCAAGACUUCUCCUUGCACUGUUGACCCAAAUUAG
Vicia faba (fava bean) is the source of this 975-nucleotide messenger RNA. NCBI's taxonomy places the organism in Eukaryota, Viridiplantae, Streptophyta, Magnoliopsida, Fabales, Fabaceae. The record is from the annotation of a GenBank genome assembly.